CCGCGUGCAGCUUUUCUCCAGCGGGACGGUAGCAGCCUCACAGCGCGCGCGCUCGCUCGCUCGCUCAACUCAACAAACACAGACCCAAACAGACACACCACAUAGGCACAGAUACACCGAGAGUCAGCGGGGAGCUCGGCGGCGGAAAAGUCACGCUAAAGACCAGCAGAACCGAAAUGCGAGUCUCUAAUUCGACGAGAUAACAGCGUCCUGACUUUUGGAAGUCGGUGGACUCAUCCUGAGCACGAGCCUGAGUGAAAAGCCUGGAACUGCACGCUACGGGUGAAGAGCUCGGAACCGUAUUUCUAAGAUAGUAACUGAAUUUGGCAACAAUGAGUGCCAAGUCAGCCAUCAACAAAGAGAUCUUUAUCCCACACAACGAGAGGAUGUUGGCAGCCGUGCAGGUGAAGAGGAGGACGAAGAAGAAGAUUCCCUUCCUGGCUACAGGUGGUCAGGGCGACUACAUGACUUUCAUCUGCCUAUCAGUGACCAACAAGAAGCCAACCGAGAUCUCUAUUACAAAAGUGAAGCAGUUUGAGGGCUCUUCCUCAUUUGUCAGAAGAUCCCAGUGGAGUCUUAACCAGUUGCAGCAGGUGAACGGCAUUGACCCUAACAGGGAUUGUCCAGAGUUUGACCUGACAUUUGAGAACGCGUUUGACCAGUGGGUAGCCGGCUCAGCUGGGGACAAGUGCAUGUUUGUGCAGGUCCUACACAACACGUGCCAGCGCUACAGUGCAGAAAGAAAACCAGAGUUUGUCAACUGCCAAUCCAAACUGCUGGGAGAGCAAUCAGUAAAUUCAGUCAUUUACCGUUGCAAGAUCUUUUUGAACAGAAUGAGGAAGACAGUUAUGUCGGACCCAGGUGUCCUACUUCAAGCAGGUAACAGCAUCCUGCACUCUGCAGCCGACAGUGUGAGUAGUGCGGUGCUGAAGGCCAGUCAGGCACUGAACGAGCGUGGAGAGAGACUGGGCCGUGUGGAGGAGAAAACUGGAGACAUGAUGAACAGUGCUCAUCAGUUUGCUGAUACUGCACAUAAGUUGGCCAUGAAGCACAAAUGUUAAACUGUGCCAAAUCACAGAGUGUUCUGCCAACGACGCCCGGGUGGACGAAUUUGAGAUAUUAUUCUUUAAACAAAAAAUAUUUAACACUAGUAUUAUGACUUAAUGCUGUUUUUUUGUUUUUCUUUUGGCUUUUUAAAAUUUAUUAUUAUUAUUAUUUUUACACCUUCCUGGUGUUUCCAUAAGAGGAGUUCAAGCUGGGGUAAAAGAUGUCUGGCCCACUGACUGUGCAUGACGAAAAAGCAGUUAGGGCGUUUUAUGUUUUCAGGAGCCUCUCUUCUGGUUCCUUUCACAGAGGGGAAGGGGUGCAGAGGUUACUGGGGUCCUGGAUGCAGGAUUAUUUUACGGAAGGCAAUAGGGCACCGUGUUACAUUUGGGGCCAAUUAAACUGGAUGUACCGAAGACAAACCAUUUAUUAGCAGUUGCCUAAGGGUAUGACUUAUUUAUCUCUGAACCCACAAUGCAUUUCAUAUCAUGAGUGAGUGCUAGGUAGUCUGAAGAGGGCUGAAAGUUGCUUAAUAACUGUUUCCUUAGCCAAACAUUUUUAAUAUAUGCUGUGAUAAAGAAACAGUAGCAGAAUCAGUUGUUUGCAUUUUUCAUGAUACGAAAUGUUCGUAUUUUUGGCCAGAGAUUUCAUAUAUUUCGAUCAUGAAAAUAGAAAAUAAACUAAUAGAAUUUGAAGUUUGCUAUCAAGCUGAAUUAAAUGCUUAGCAAUGUAUGUCAUUGGAUAUCUAAACUUACUUUUAAAUGAACUUUGUGGGCAAAUCUCAAAUCAAAAGCAGUGCUCUAUAUGGCUUUUGUGUUGGUUUAGACAAUGUUAUUCACAUAUAAAUAGACAGCAUUUAAGCUCAAUAGGUUUGAAUUGAGCACUAUGUCAAAAGUGCAAUACGUACAAGUUCCAGUUUAAGCUUUUAUGCAGGGGAAUUUAUUAUUAAAUACAAAUGGUAGGUAAGAAAUGUUCACCUUUUGAGAUGAUUUCCAUGUGAGGGGAAAAAUGCUUAAACUUCACACCACAGUUGCCAUUGAUGAUCAUCAACUUUACAACAGUUGUAACAUAUUAAGUGGACACAGUACCAGUUAGUUUAGUUCAGCAGUACAUUCUUACAUACUAAUCAUGGUGCACUGCCACUACCAAUGAGCUUUUAAUGGUGUAAGUGACUUUCUGUAUUCUGUAACCGUAUGCGAUGUCACAUGAUUUGCUUGUAUGAGUCGACGGAGGUUAACAUUUGAUUAUUUCACACUCAAACUACAUAAUUACAAGUUGAUCCUCGUGUAAAACAAAUGAGAUAUUUUUAAGAAUUUGUAUAACAUGUUUGUGACCGAAGUGCACCUCAAACUGUUUUAUUGGUAGCAAUAUUUUGUGGCUUUCAAUUAGUACUUAGUAACUGUAGCUGUUUACAUAAUAGCGGAUUUCAUUACAGGCAGCAGCUUACUGAGUCUGAGGUGCUUGCUUUACUCGUGUGGGGUUUUUUUUCUUUUCAGUUCAGCAUGCAGUUAUGAUGCACUGAAAUCUUUAUCAUCAUCCAGCAACAGAACUCUCUUAAACAACACAAUGGUCAUUAUUUUAAUGAAAAUGUAAACCGUUUUGAAUGCACAUGCAAUAUUAACUGGCCGUCAUUUCCAACUGCAUGAUUAUUCAUGUUUUCUUAAAUAUUAUCAAUGUUUUUACACAAUUCAUUUCCAGACACACACUUUUACAGAUUCAUACUGCAUACUUUUGAAUUGACCAUGCUAGCAGUACUUUAGUUUUUAAACCCUGUGAAUGUAUAGUUUAUUGUUCUGAUUUGCAUUAUUAUUGAAAAAUAUAAAGGGCGGUAGAUUUGAGAGUAAUAUUACAUACACAUGUUGAUUUUAAUGGUCCGGUACAGCAGAGUUCUCCGGUUCCAGCGCUAGAGGAUGAAAAUUGUGAAGACACUCAGCCCUGGGUUUCAUUUUUAACUGUGGAUAAAUGUUUAAAGGCUCUAUGUAGAAACUAAAAUUGCACAAUCUAAGUCAAAUUUUGAGUGUCAAACACCGUUAUAGGUGAAAUAAAGGGAGAUAAUUUAUUAAAUCAUAUAUUUGUGCUACAUUCCUUAAGUGCUGAGAGUAAAGAAGGUGAAAAGGACAGACAUGUUAUGUUCGAUAUCCUGCACAACCUGUAGAUUUAGUCCCAAUAAUAGUGCCUUUGUCAAAUAUAUUUUUAAUUUCUUUUAUGAAUUUAGUCAUGGUUGUUUUCCUUAGCAUAUGCUUUAUGUGUAAAGUUUUAUGAAUGUAAUGUGUAUUCAAUAACUUAUCCCAAAGUGAUAAUCUCAUUAAUACCAAUUAAAAUCUCAGUAUUGUUUUUAUAUGGAGUUUUAAAAAUAUCUAAAUCAAAUUACUAGUGAAUGUGAUGCAGUGUAUAAGUUCACAUGAUGUGUCAUAACUGUAAAGAAUCUGGUUUCUCAUUUAUUUUAUUAAGUUCACUCCAAGUAUCUCUGCAAAUAAACAACUGACAUUCCUGGUUUGUCACUUCUCCCACAAAAUGUCAUCCCUCCAUGUAAUGUACUUUAUAUAACAGAAAGAGUUUGAAAGUUUGAAGCAAUCAGGGAUUCAUGCAUAAUUUAGUUUUUUCUUUCUAUUUGUAUUAUUUUUAUUCAUUUGCAGUGUCUCUUAAUGUAAGCCAAACAUCUGUAUGUCUGUGCCCCCCACCAUCUGUUUACAGUUUGUGUUGUCACGUUAAUCUCCAUGUCUCUGUGUUCUUGUUAAGGGCUUCAAUUAUAUUAUUAUGGCGAGUUCUUUUACAUUUUGAAGAACUGUUGCUUCAUGUGAGUAACCCAGAACCAGGGGCGUAACCUGGCCUGGGCAUUCGGGGCUUCAGCCCCAAAGAUUUUUUCUUUAGCCCAGAAUAAUACUCCAGUUAGAGCGGUUUGUCACUACGUAACCGAACUUCAAAGAAGACGGCAGAGUUGUGAUUUUGUAUCUUCAGUGAACAGAGUAUUGUAUUUUAUCUUCAGUGAAUAGAGGUGAGACCAAUCAGACAGGGUUUACAGGAAAAUACGUGGAAAUACUCAUGUCUUAUUGGCUGACCGCACUCAAUUCUGUCAAAUGCUAGCUCACACAGUCAGUUAGGGGGGAAAUGGAUAUUUGCCAAUUACAUUUUUUUAUUAUUAUUUUAAUCAGUAAAGGGGUUGAAACUGAAACAGUAGCAUCCUCUGGUGCUGAGCAGGAAAACAAGGUUGUCAAUGUCUGUACGAGUUCCAAGUUACGUGAACAUGAUAUGAGCAGAGCAUAAGGACAGAUAAUGUACUUUGCAUGGCACUGCAGCAGCUAAAUAGUGACGUGUCGUUUGGAACGAGUCAGUUCUAUGAGCCGGGGUGUUUUGUUUUGUAAAUUAAUACAAGAUAGAAUAAUAGGAUAAUCUUUUGCCACACUGCUCGGCCACGCGCACUCCAUGCACUGACUGAAAGUAAAUACGUGCAUUCUAAUAACAUAGACAACAUGAAGGCACAAUGUAGAAUUUGUACGGUAAAAAUAUAUGGAGCAGGAUCUACUGACAGCCUUCACAGCCGUAUUAGAAUUCCACAUCCAACAGUGCAAUAGAUACAACUUUUUGUGCAAUUUUCAUGUUUUUAAGGUAAUUAGCCCUCACAUGCAAGAAAAAUCAUGCACGCAAACAGUCUAUUUAGAAGCAUGUUUUUAAAAGUUUUUUAAUGGACAACAAUCUGGACUCAUCCCCGUAUGAUUAACAGUCCAGAUAACACCCCUGUCCAGAACCCAGUUCUACCAAAUCUGUUAUUAUAUGAUGAUGUACUCAGUUGUAGCCUUAAUACUUUCAGUUUUGCUAUAAUCCUGCAGAACUGCACAAACUGCGUAAAACUUUGUGAAUAAUUUUCAUCUAAAUAUAUAGUAUUUUCAUUAUAUCCUUGCACUUUUCUUUUAACCGGUUUCCAUUCCAUUAAUUUUAUUCCAACUUAAGAUUGUUUCUGUUUCUAGCUUUAAAUGUCCCAGUGAAUAGCACCUGUCAUAAGAGCUGGUUCAAAAUGUAAUGGUUACAAAAUAAAUGAUGCUAAUAAUAAAUUGAGCUGUGCAUUAUUCAGUUUUGUGGAUCCAUACCAUUUAUUUUCUACAGAGUACGAAUGUUGUGUCAAAUAUGUGAUUCUCACUGCAAAGUUUUGCCUAAGACUGUCACUGUCAAAAUAAUAAGUCCUAUAGGUACCAUUGGAACUAAAAACUGACUUUUUUGACUGAAUGACUGUGGGCAAAGUUUAAUCUCAGAUUUUGAUAAUAACAAAUUUAACUUUUAUUUUAAAACUUUUAUUUUGGGCAAAUGUGCAUUUCAUGCAAUGCUGUGGUUUUAAAAAAUUAUUUAUGAUUUAAAAGUGAUUUUUCACAGUAAAAAAAAAAUUGAAAGUAUCUAAAUGUCCAUUAAUGUCACACUCUGCUGUUUGAUUCCUAGCAGGAGUAAUAUACAACGGUGGCAAUAUUUAGUCUGAGUGCCAGGGUGUGCUCUGUGGAUGUCUUACUGAUGAUAAAUUAUCUCACUAACACUGUUGUGCUUUUUAUUUCAUAUCAAUGUAUUUUUCAAUAGAUUCAUUGCUUUAUACUGCACUGAAAUGAACUUCUUCCCUUUUGUUCAUGCUUUCAUAAGGGUAAUCUUAUAAACUGUUUCGUUUUAGUAUUUAGUUUACUAAUAUUUUGAAGUUGGUUUUAUGUUGAAUAUCAAAUAAAAACUGUCAAACAUUG
This is a messenger RNA of Ictalurus furcatus (blue catfish), 5759 nucleotides long. RefSeq names its product syntaxin binding protein 6 (amisyn) (gene stxbp6). NCBI's taxonomy places the organism in Eukaryota, Metazoa, Chordata, Actinopteri, Siluriformes, Ictaluridae. The transcript is spliced from 7 exons. Gene Ontology annotation, molecular function: phosphatidylinositol-4,5-bisphosphate binding. Gene Ontology annotation, cellular component: exocyst; plasma membrane. The record is from RefSeq and is a predicted model, not a curated record. The coding region runs from base 333 to 1061 and encodes 242 amino acids. Gene Ontology annotation, biological process: Golgi to plasma membrane transport; exocytosis.